UUCUGUUGACUCUUCACUCUCCUUGUCCUCGGCGCUUCGUCCAACUGCAGUAAGGCCGCGGGCUCGCGGCCAAUCCUUCCGCCACCGGCCGGCGAGGCCGCACCCUCCCGUGCAUGUCAUCCACGGGCGCCGCGCGUCCUAUGGUAGAGACUCGGCGCUCAGCGCGGAGGAGCGGCAGCGGUGCGCUCCCGGCCGACGGAGCGCCGUCCGAGCCGGCCUCCGACCUUUCAGGGAAGAAUAAUGGCUUGGUUAUCUCUGAUGACAACACACUGAAGCAGACUGUGGAGGUAGGAAAACAGGAGAGGCAAGGUAAGGAGGUUUUAGUAGUUGAGGAACUGGAUGAGUUGAAUGAGGAUUCGGGGUCACUGGAUGAGCCACCGGGUUGGCUUCCUGAUGGUUGGAUUAUGGAGGUCUGUCAAGAAGUCAAUGGCUCCAUCUACCAGUACUACACUUCCCCAAUGUCCGGAUACACAUUCACAUCAAAGAUGGAUACGUUGCAUUAUCUUUUCUCAGGGGUGGAAGAACGUACAUUGGAGUUGCAGGCAAGCGUUGAGGACAACGAGCUUCAUAAGUCACAUACAUGGCUUCCGCGUGGGUGGGUGAUUGAAGUCAGAGCUGGUGGGAAGAAAAUGGACAAAAUGUACAAGUUCUAUGUUCACCUACCUACUAGGAAGCGAUUCUUGUCAAAAGCAGAAGUAUUGCACUUUGUCAAUAAGGGCAUGGUUUCUACAUGUGAUAUGGAUGUGCUUUGCGACACUAGCACUGAUGAUAAUAUACUUGCUCAGGUGGAGUUCAGUCCUGAUGGUUUACCAGAUGGAUGGGUGAAAGAAACAAUAUUUAGAAAGUGCAAUGAUGGAAUCAGAAAAGACCCGUAUUAUACAGAUCCUGUUAGUCGCCGUGUAUUUCGCACGCUUAAGUCUGUAUUGAGCUACCUUGGAACUGGAGAAAUAUCUAAGCAUUCCUAUUUACCAAGGAGAAAUGUCAUUGACAUGUAUUCGUUUGACAAGUGUGCAGAUCUGCCUAAAAGCAUGCUGAAAAGACUGAAAGCAGAAGGACAAACAAAGAAAAAAUUCAUGAGAGCACUGGUUCUAGACAAGGAAUUAUCUAAUGGGCAGACUUCAAAUCACUCUGAAGGUGCUAUUGGGCUAACUCAAUCUGACCCGGAAGGAGAUAAGUUUGGAUCUGUGGAAGCGACAUGGGAAAAGGGAAUCAGUUCAGAGACUAUGAAACGACGAAGAGGGAGGCCAAAGAAAAUCUUGAAGCAAACAAAUGAUAGCAUUUCAGAUCGUGACAAGGGGGAGCACAUUGAGGCCAAAGAGGAUGUAGAUAUCAGUGGCGGGAAAGACUUGAGGAAUGUGAAGACUUCGGAGCAUACCGAGACGCAGAAUAGCAUGAUGAUAAUCAAGGAAGUAAACAACAACAACACAGCAGAAAAUAAACUGUCAAAGACAGUGGGAGACAAAUCGGAUUUGGUAACCGGCAUGGCUUUGCACAAACAAGAGAAUGUCAGAUUAACUGAAGUUAGUGAGAAGGCAACAUUCUCCACAGUUCACAAAUUUUACAAGAGGAGAAAUUGCAACCAGACACUCGGUUCAAGAAAAAGAUAAAUUCGAUCAAGUUACCUGGUGAGUUUAUGGCUCGUCCCCAAAAGGAUGGAUCAUACUUCUUUAGGGAACAAAAAUGGACCAAAGUUGAUUUGUGUCCAGCUUUUUUUUUGUUUCAUUAUUCCCUUUUGCAUGCUUUUAUUCGAUGUAAGGGGUGUCUAGUGGAAGUAAUCCAUUUGAUUCUUGUAUCAUUGAAUUAAUACUGCUUGUAGAAAGCAGGAUUUUAACACUUGAUAGCAGGAGCAUCAAAAGAAAUCAAAUGGAAGAAGUUCCCAUUGACCUGAGAGGCUGGACAUAAAUGCCGUCAAUGAGCAUAUUGUAAGGAUUAA
Messenger RNA from Sorghum bicolor (sorghum), 1933 nucleotides. RefSeq lists its product as uncharacterized. Lineage: Eukaryota; Viridiplantae; Streptophyta; Magnoliopsida; Poales; Poaceae. The record is from RefSeq and is a predicted model, not a curated record. The transcript is spliced from 9 exons. Bases 114 to 1607 code for a protein of 497 amino acids. Gene Ontology annotation, molecular function: DNA binding.